This is a messenger RNA of Centruroides sculpturatus (bark scorpion), 2147 nucleotides long. RefSeq lists its product as uncharacterized. The transcript is spliced from 4 exons. The coding region runs from base 1245 to 1910 and encodes 221 amino acids. The record is from RefSeq and is a predicted model, not a curated record. NCBI's taxonomy places the organism in Eukaryota, Metazoa, Arthropoda, Arachnida, Scorpiones, Buthidae.
AUAUGACACAACUUUGAACAGAUAUGCUUACAACUUUGAACUAAAACUGAGUUUUCAAAUCUUUUCAUUAAUUAAACACAAAGUUUAUACCUUAAUUUUUUAAAUUUUAUUGCUUAUCAUUCAUAUUUUACUUGUAUUUGAGUGCCCUUGUUCUCGUUUUCAUGUCAUUAGAAGCAGUACCGCCGUUACAGCCGGGAAAUUGGGGCACUUGCCCAGGGUCCAGCGCCUAAAGGGCCCCUGAAAGAAGUUUAACUUUUCUUCUUUUUUUUUUGCUUAUGACCUUAUGAAUCAUCGUAUGAAUUUAUAUCUAGCAUUGAAUGAUAAUCGGGAUUUAAAGAUGACGAUUUAUACGAAUAAAUUAAAAUAUUUUAUACCUUUUGCUGCAAUGAUAUAACUAAUGCGCCUCCAUUAUGCGCCAAAUGUUUUAAAUAUCCUGUCUAAACUUCAGAUUCCUUCCCGGAACUAUUGUUUCCCGGAUCAUAGAUAAAUACCGACCCAAGAGAUGGAACUUUGACACGAGUGCUCGUAUACAAUCGAUCUAAAUUAGAAAAUCGGGAAAAGGGGGAAGGAUUGACGGUCAAAAGACAUCGCGCUAGAUCGUUGAAAUUCUAAAACGUCAGAGAAGAGACAAUAAUUGAGUAAAAUACGAGUGCAGGUUUCAUAGUUUCAUCAACAUCUCCCGGUCAGAGUCGAAGGUUGGUGUCAAGUAGUCUUUCCGAAACGGACCUUUCUCGCGACCCGAACCGAUCUCGGUUUUCACCUGGAGACAGAAGAGAGACCAAUCGGAAAGCGAGACUAGGACCAAUCAAAAAGUGAGAUUCGAGGGAGAAAAACUAUAAAAACCUUAAAUUUUAAGGUCGAAAAGCAGUUCUUCGCCAAUCCAAACGCGCGAUAAAUCUGUGUCGCUUUCACCUUGGACUAUCCCGUCGCAUCCCAACUUCGACGUGCACGCAACUCGACCGGCCACUUUACCAUCAUCGUCUCUGCCUCGGGACCAUCAACGAACCCUCAGAGCAAGAACAACCGAUGUAUCGAACUCCUUACGCACGAACUGUGAUGGAUACUCGAAUAACCUCCGGACGACCAACUUCCUGUCACCAUACGUGUACAGUACAUUCUAUUGUUCUCUAUUUCCUUGACCUUGGUAAACAGUCGUAACUAAUUGCAUAUGAAUACUGCUUUUCCAAUAAGCAUUAUUGUAAGCGAUUCCUCACAACGAUAUAAUUAUAUUAAACAUUUAAAAUAUGCGAAGACCCAAUUAUUCCUACAUUUUCCUUCUUCUACUGACAAAGACGGCGAUUGGAGUUAUUGAUGAAAAAAUUGCAGAAGCAAAUGUAUAUAUCGAUCAGUUGCUAGAAAAUUUAAGAAACGAUCCGAUUAUAGCGACGGAAGUUGAACCUAUUCACAUUCCAGACGUCUACGAAACAACAUUCGAAGGAAGAAAUAUUUACGUGAAAGGACUUUCUUACCUUACGAGAUUGGGCGACAGCCGAAUAUCAAUCGAUCAAGAUAAUAUAUAUAUAAGUUGUUUAUUGGGUGUGGACAGAAUAAUAUUUCAAAUGGAUUAUAAAGCUAAAGGUCAGGUACUGGGUUAUCCUGUGUGGGGUGGUGGUACAGCCGAGGGUAAGAUAGAUCAUGUUAUUGUCGAUUGUGUUGUAGUUGUUUCCUCAUUAGAUGUAGACGGAAUUGGGAUUUUAGAAAAAUUCAAAGUAUUAUAUUUUGGUGGAUUUGUAGUUACUAAUGUUAAAGGCACCACAGCUACAUUAAACUGGAUAAUGACAUAUAUAGCAAAUGUUAUGUUUAAUUAUUCUAAGAAAAUGGUGAUAGAGGGCAUUGAAAAUGGAAUCUCUAAAUUACUUCAGAAUAAACUUUCCGAAACCAAGAUAGAGCCCAGAAUAUUGCAUCACUAGUAAAUAUAGUUUUAGAAUUUUAAUUAAUUUGAAUAAAUUCUCAUGUAUUUCGUAAUUAUACAAAUUUCAAUAAUACAUCUAUUUACGUUAUUAAAAAUCAAUAUUAAAUAAAAUCAUAUAUCAAAUACCAUAAUAAAUAAUUCUCUUCUUUAACAUAAAAGCGUAUGCACGGUACAUAAGAAAUAUUAAACAUAUAUUCGACAAGCACUCAUUUAUUACGGUGUUUACAAAUAUUCA